Messenger RNA from Tupaia belangeri chinensis (Chinese tree shrew), 1915 nucleotides. RefSeq names its product threonine synthase like 2 (gene THNSL2). Bases 158 to 1609 code for a protein of 483 amino acids. The record is from RefSeq and is a predicted model, not a curated record. Lineage: Eukaryota; Metazoa; Chordata; Mammalia; Scandentia; Tupaiidae. Gene Ontology annotation, biological process: dephosphorylation; 2-oxobutyrate biosynthetic process. The transcript has 9 exons. Gene Ontology annotation, molecular function: pyridoxal phosphate binding.
GCGCCCUGCCGCCUGGCCGCGUCUGCCUCGCCGCCUCCUCCUGUAACCUGUGCAGGAUCCUGGGAGGGUGGUGGUGGUGGGGGGUUUCCGAUGCUUUGAGCCUUCCGCGGUUCGAUAGUUCCUGGAGCACCCCUGAAACUGACAGGCCUCCAGAAUCAUGUGGUAUGUCAGCACCCGAGGGAUGGCCCCACGGGUGGACUUUGAGGGGGCGCUCUUCUCUGGCUAUGCACCCGACGGAGGCCUCUUCAUGCCCGAGGAACUCCCGAAGCUGGACAAAGAGACCCUGUGUCGGUGGAGCACGCUCUCCUAUCCUGGCCUGGUGAAGGAGCUGUGUGCCCUCUUCAUCGGCCCUGAGCUCAUUCCAAGAGAUGACUUAAAUGAUCUGAUCGACCAAGCUUUCAGCAGGUUCCGCCACAGAGAAGUGGUCCAUCUGUCCAAGCUGAGGAGUGGGCUGAGCAUGCUGGAGCUGUGGCAUGGGCCCACAUAUGCAUUUAAGGACCUGUCUCUGAGCUGCACCGCACGGUUCCUGCAGUACUUCCUGGAGAAGCGAGAGCGGCACGUGACCGUGGUGGUAGGAACUUCUGGGGAUACAGGGAGUGCUGCCAUUGAGAGUGUUCAAGGGGCAAAGAACGUGGACAUCAUCGUCCUGCUGCCCAAAGGUCACUGCUCGAAGAUUCAGGAGCUCCAGAUGACAACCGUGCUGAAGGAGAACGUGCACGUGUUUGGAGCGGAGGGGAACAGUGACGAGCUCGAUGAGCCGAUCAAGGCUGUGUUUGCUGAUGUGGCUUUUGUCAAGAAGCACAAUCUGAUGAGCCUGAACUCCAUCAACUGGUCCCGGGUCCUUGUGCAAAUGGCCCACCACUUCUUCGCUUACUUCCGGUGCACACCCUCCUUGGACAUGCAACCCCUGCCCGCUGUGGAGGUGGUUGUGCCCACAGGGGCUGCUGGUAACCUCGCAGCUGGGUGCAUUGCUCAAAAGAUGGGGCUGCCCCUCCACCUGGUUGUGGCAGUGAACCACAAUGACAUCAUCCACAGAACUGUCCAGCAGGGAGACUUCUCUUUAUCUGCAGCUGUCAAGCCAACCUUGGCAUCAGCAAUGGACAUUCAGGUGCCUUACAACAUGGAGAGGAUCUUCUGGCUGCUCUCCGGCUCCAACAGCCAAGUGACGAGAGCCCUCAUGGAGCAGUUUGAAAGGACCCAAAGUGUGACUUUGCCUGAGGAACUACAGAGCACGCUUUCAGAGGCAGUGGCGUCUGUGUCCGUGUCAGACAAGGCCAUCACUGAGACCAUGGGCCGCUGCUGGACUGAGAAUCGGUACUUGCUGUGCCCUCACUCGGCCGUGGCCGCGAGCUACCAUUACCAGCAGGUGGACAAGCAGCCCAGUGCUAUGCGGUGCUGCCUGGCGCCCGCCUCUGCAGCCAAGUUCCCAGAAGCUGUCCUGGCUGCUGGGCUGACCCCGGAGACGCCUGUGGACAUCCAAGCCCUGGAGUGCAAGGAGACACGCUGCACCCCAAUGCGGAGAGGUGACGACUGGACCCUGAUGCUUCGGGACACAAUUGAGACCGCGAGCCAGCGGUGGAAGGAUCGUGUCCUGAAUGCCUCUGAAUAGUCAGCCUGGAGUCGGCUUCCAGUCCCAGGGCAGUGGACGCAGAGCUGCCUGUGCCACAAAGAGCUGGCAUGGGAGGGUCAGACAGUGGUAAAAAGUGACGCUCUGGGAGGCCGACCCACGUGGGAAGGUCCUGGGCUGGCAUCCGACCUCUCUAAGUGCACCAGGCCUGUGUGUGCCCACGGUCUGGGCUGGCUGAGGCUGGGGGAGGAUCAGGGCAUCGAGACCUUGUUAGAAGUGGUGUCUCCCACUCUCUUUCUCCCUCUGCGUCUCUCUCACUCAUGGAAUAAAUAAACUUAAACAACAAUA